Molecule: messenger RNA, 1689 nt
Organism: Synchytrium microbalum
Lineage: Eukaryota; Fungi; Chytridiomycota; Chytridiomycetes; Synchytriales; Synchytriaceae
Exons: 6
Coding region: 1-1689 (562 amino acids)
Biological process (GO): activation of GTPase activity
Molecular function (GO): GTPase activator activity
Source: RefSeq, a predicted model, not a curated record
AUGGCAUCAGGAAUGGGACCAAUACCUACUACGCCUACUAAAACUAAAGGUCAAAUCCGUCAUAUACCAGGAUCAACGCCAGAAGGGCAAUUCAACAGUGGUGGAUUUGGCAUGGCGCGAGUGUCAUCCAAUUCUUCGUUAACCUCAUCUGUGGCAUCUGAUACAAGUAGAAAAUCUGGUGUCAAACCACCAUGGAAUGGAUCUACUCGCUCCGUUGGUAGACGAAAUGCCAAUCCAGCUGCUCCUGUCCCCACAUCCCCAACAAAAGACACAUUCACAUCCCACCAAACAACAUCAGGGACUGGAAUCAGUAACAAUAAUAUUAUUAAUAACCAUAUUGCUGGUGUCAAUCCUCCUCGAAGAACACGGCCAAGUACUCCUACAAUCAGUAAUACUGCUCCAUCUCCCUCUGGUGCUCAACGACCCCAUACUCCUGCGAAACGACCAUCAACUCCAUCUUCCAUUGCUAAUACUAAUGCAUCGCCACCAAAGAGUGUCGGCCCUUAUAAUAUCCAAAACAAUACCAGUACUGCAAAACAACGUCGCAUGCAGCAACAGCAACCGUCGAGAGGUAGCAUGGCUGGAUUACCACCUGCUGGUCCACCUGGAGGAGUAUGGGCGUCAUCGGCACGUCAUAGGCACAAUCCCGGUAAAGUUCAUCCGGAUGUACUGAGAGACAUGUAUGAGACCUUAUUGAGGACUCCAAGUAAAGGAGACAGGGAAUUGAGAGAAGCUUUGAAAACCUUACGGAAGAUGAUUUGUGAGCAUGGCCUACCUAACGGUGCUGAGAUCCUAAUGGAUGACGGAUCGUGCUCGCUACGAGGUCGCAUAUGGAAGAUAUUGCUGGGCAUAUAUCGCAUGAAGGCCCAGGACUAUGUGUCAUUGAUCCAACGAGGAGCCUCUGAAGUACACGACAAGAUUCGAAAUGACACAUUCAGAACCCUGGCUACUGAUCGAAAGUUCUUGGCUCGUGUUGAUGAAGGAAUGCUGAGCAGAGUGUUGAAUGCGUUUGUUUGGAAGCUAAAAGAUCGACCACACACCAGAUUGAUCAACUUGAAAUACUCAUACGUACAGGGAAUGAAUGUGCUGGCAGCACCCUUCUUGUAUGUUAUGCCUGAACUGGAUGCCUUCUACUCGUUUGCCAGCUUCAUUCAAAACACCUGUCCGUUAUACGUACAACCGGCUCUAGAAGGAGUUCAUUGUGGACUAAAGCUGAUGGACAAGUGCUUGAAGGUCGCAGACUAUGAGCUUUACAGUUUCCUCAAGCACAAGAAAUUAAGUGCAACUGUAUAUGCCUUCCCAUCAAUUAUGACCUUUUGUGCAUGUACCCAACCUCUGGACGAGCUAUGCAAAUUAUGGGAUUUCUUGUUUGCUUAUGGAGUACACCUGAAUGUAUUAUGUGUUGUGGUUCAGAUCACACAUAUACGGCAUGAACUCUUGAAUGCCCCAAGUCCUAUGAGGUUACUUCGAACACUACCAGACCUCAACGCCAAACAGAUUAUUGAGGAUACCCUACGCCUCAUUCCACUCCUCCAUGAAGACUUGUAUGACAUGUUGGUCCGACACCCUUUCGAUCCGACAAUACAUGACGUUGUUUUGCCUGAACGUGAAGGUGAUGAUGAUAGUGAUGAGGACAAGAGCGAACAAGAGGAGGAACAAUCUGAUGCAGACGAUGAGGGAGAAUGGUAG